GAUAUGAUAUGAUGAUCAGAAAAUCGUUCUGUAUUUGUAGUGUAUAUUGUAAAAUUUAAAUGGAAGCAUUCUGUAAUUGUAUUGUAUAUUGUAAAAUCUAAAUGGAAGAGGUAAAAGGUAAAGUCAAUGCUACCUUAGAGUUAUCGACAGACAAUUUAAAAAUUGAAAGUAAAAACAUACAAGAUAGGGGUUUAUGGGGGCAUAAAAUAGAGUUUCUUUUGUCAUGCCUAGGAUAUGCUGUUGGAUUUGGUAAUAUCUGGAGGUUUCCCUUUAAAUGCUAUGAUAAUGGGGGAGGCGCCUUUUUGAUUCCAUACUGUUUGGUUCUUUUCGCAGCGGGCUUACCGCUGUUCCUGAUGGAGUUGGCUCUCGGUCAAUACUCUUCCCUCGGUCCCUUCAAGCUAUUUCAGAAGUUCAGCCCGGCUUUCUCCGGGAUUGGAAUGGCUAUGAUAAUCGUUUCUUUAUUGGUCUCCAUCUAUUACAAUAUGAUAUUGGCGUGGACGCUUUUCUAUCUGGCUAAUUCUUUCACGGCAGUUCUACCCUGGUCCCAUUGCGACAAUUGGUGGAAUACGGCCAAUUGUUUUGACGCCUUUAAAGCCCGAGAAUGUUCCAGUAAACAUAUGAUCUACCUCAAGGGACAUUGUUUUAACGUGUCGCAUAAUCAAUCAGAUGUAGAUUUAUACGAGUUUGGUAGGAAGGACUCCCCCGCGGAAGAAUAUUUCAAUAAUAGGAUGCUCAAGAUAUCGGACGGCCUCGAAAACAUGGGCCAAGUUCAGUGGGAACUAGUGCUUUGCUUAUUUUUUGCGUGGUGCGGCGUAUUCUUUUGUCUCAUGCAGGGCAUCAAAACUACGGGCAAAGUCGUGUACUUUACAGCUUUAUUCCCCUACGUAAUACUCAUCGUACUAUUGGUCAGGGCGGUCACCUUAAAAGGCGCCUCGAAUGGAUUGAUUUUUUACAUGAGGCCUGAUUGGGUAAAAUUGGUUCAGUUCAAGGUAUGGAAGGAGGCAUUUCUCCAAAUAUUUUACUCGCUCGGUCCCGCAUUCGGCUGCUUGAUGACGAUCUCUAGCUAUAACUCUUUUCAUCACGAUAUUUACAGGGACGGCAUGAUAGUGGGCUUGCUCAAUUCGGGUACCAGCAUUUUUGCGGGAUCUGUAGUCUUCUCCAUAAUUGGCUUCAUGGCUCACGAUCAGGAUACUUCAGUUGAUAAGGUUAUUCACUCCGGACUCGGUCUGGCCUUCGUGGCUUACCCCACCGCUAUAUCCCGAUUAGCAUGGUCUCCAUUUUGGAGCGUGAUUUUCUUCCUUAUGCUAAUCUCGAUAGGAUUGGAUAGUCAAGGUUUUCCAAUUCAAAAGAGGAAAAGUGUCAAUCAAAAAAGAAAAAGUAUCAAUCAAAAAACUAAUAGGUUCUAUCAAUCAAAAGAAGGAAAAGUAUCAGAAACUUUGGAAAAAGUCAUAUUUAAAAAUGAAAAGUGUCAAUCAAAAAAGGAAAAGAUCCUACAAAAAGGAGAAAAUUUAAUUAAAAAAAAGGAAAAUUACCAGAGACUUAGUAAAAAGUCAGAUCUAAAGAUUUUCAAUCAAAUAAGGAAAAAGUCUGAUCAAAAAAAGGUAGAGGUUCAAUCAAAAAAGGAAAAGACCAAAGACUUAGGAAAAGGUCCGAUCAAAUUCGCCAUGGUAGAGACCAUUCUCACAAUGUUAUACGACCAAUGGCCAGGUGCUCUAAGACCCCGCAAGAUUCUGGUCAGUGCCAUCACUUGUUUCUUGUUUUUCCUUUCUGGAAUUCCUCUGACCAUGAACGGAGGCAUAUAUCUGUUUUCACUCAUGGAUAAUUACUCGGCUGGUUGGCCCCUGCUCUUCAUCGGCCUUAUCGAAUGCGUCAUCGUUGCAUACAUUUACGGAAUUGAGAAAUUUCUAAAAGAUAUCGAGAUCAUGAUAGGAUACAGGGUCAACAUUUGGUGGAAACUGUGCUGGAAAUAUAUUGCCCCAGCUAGCACGCUGCUCUUUUUGUUGUAUGAUUGGGUCUCCAGUUCGGGUCUCUCUUAUGGGGACUUUUACAUAUUUCCCCCCUGGGCCAUAAGCCUGGGUUGGUGCAUGGCCAUUUUCCCUGUUUCUUUCAUUCCCGGAUUGUUGAUAUACAAUUGCAUCACCUUCAUCUACAAAAAUAUUGGACGGGAUACCGGCGAAGCCAAUAUCGAUGUCAAGGAUAAAAAAAUACGGAAAUCCGACUUCAAGAGACUCUUCUUGGCCAAGGAGGACUGGAAUGAGAAUAAGGGACUAGUGGCCAAUAUGCAAUAUAACACCAAUUUUUACCUAAAAUAAUGUGCUAGAAUGUCGACUUUCUUGUUUAUGACUUCCAUGUCUACUAAAAACUAAGAUUUAUAUAGCAUAUUAUUUCUUCUUUAUACAACUGAUAUAAAUUGAUAAGUUUAUAAGCCUUCAUAUUCUGUAAAAUCAAUAUAUUUUUAUUCUAUAAGUGGCUUUAUAGAUAUCAUAACUAUCCGUGUAUCUUUCUCAUUUCUCAUGUGAUUAAUCAGUAUUAAAUUUGAGUUAUAAUUAUAAGUAUUAUUAACGAUAUAAGGUGCAAUGUUUGUAUUUUAAAAAAAAAUCGUAUUUCUAUUUAUUUUUUUAAUCGUUAUUUUUCAAGCAUAUUUAUUUAUAUCUUACUUCAAGUGUGAUUACAAUGAUUCUG
Molecule: messenger RNA, 2682 nt
Organism: Gordionus sp. m RMFG-2023
Lineage: Eukaryota; Metazoa; Nematomorpha; Gordioida; Chordodea; Parachordodidae
Product: sodium-dependent proline transporter-like
Exons: 9
Coding region: 102-2312 (736 amino acids)
Biological process (GO): sodium ion transmembrane transport
Cellular component (GO): plasma membrane
Source: RefSeq, a predicted model, not a curated record